AUGGCGGCCUCCAUGCUAGGCUCGCUGCUGCGGACGUUCCGGCAGAUGGUUCCUUCAUCAGCCUCGGGCCAAGUUCGAGGUUACUAUGUAGACUGGAAAAUGUUGCGUGAUGUGAAGAGACGAAAAAUGGCCUAUGACUAUGCUGAUGAAAGGCUACGGAUCAACUCGCUUAGGAAGAAUACUAUUUUGCCAAAAGAUCUUCAGGAUAUGGCUGAUGAAGAAAUUGCUGCCCUUCCCCGUGAUAGCUGUCCUGUCAGAAUCCGAAAUCGGUGUGUUAUGACAUCCCGUCCACGUGGUGUGAAGCGACGCUGGAGGCUGAGUCGCAUCGUCUUCCGUCACUUAGCCGACCAUGGGCAGCUCUCUGGAGUCCAGCGAGCAAUAUGGUAAAUCUGCUGCAGAAACUACUGAGCCUGCAGGGAAGCAUGGAGAGACUUUUCUAAAAGAUAAAAUUCUAGUUUCUAGCGUGGCCCAGUGUAGUUGUCUAGUCUGCUUGACGUUUUCCGUACUUAUAUUUUCUUGGAUUUAAUAGAUUAAACAUACUGUUCUCACACAUA
Tupaia belangeri chinensis (Chinese tree shrew) is the source of this 554-nucleotide messenger RNA. RefSeq names its product mitochondrial ribosomal protein S14 (gene MRPS14). The transcript has 3 exons. Gene Ontology annotation, molecular function: structural constituent of ribosome. Gene Ontology annotation, biological process: translation. Gene Ontology annotation, cellular component: ribosome; mitochondrial small ribosomal subunit. Bases 1 to 387 code for a protein of 128 amino acids. Lineage: Eukaryota; Metazoa; Chordata; Mammalia; Scandentia; Tupaiidae. The record is from RefSeq and is a predicted model, not a curated record.